Molecule: messenger RNA, 557 nt
Organism: Culicoides brevitarsis
Lineage: Eukaryota; Metazoa; Arthropoda; Insecta; Diptera; Ceratopogonidae
Product: zinc finger protein 593 homolog
Exons: 2
Coding region: 77-541 (154 amino acids)
Molecular function (GO): nucleic acid binding; zinc ion binding
Source: RefSeq, a predicted model, not a curated record
AACCAAAACAAAUUGUAAAUAAAUAACAGCGUGCAAGCAUUAAUUAUUGUAAUUUCGAUAGUUUUUGGAAGAAACAAUGGGUCAACCGCAGCGAAGAAAGAAGAUGCACAGUGGCGACACACAUCUGCGUCGUCGUUGGCGUCUAAGAAGUCGCAAAAAGGAUUUGGACGAGAUUGAUGUCGAUUUGAAAACACGUCCCGAUGAGAUGCUCAAUCAAGAUGUGGACUUUGAGAAGCCUGGAUUCGCUCAAAAUUAUUGCAUUCAUUGUGCCAAAUAUUUCAUUAACGAGCAAGCCAUGAAGGACCACUUCAAAACAAAAGUGCACAAACGACGUCUAAAGGCACUGGAAGACGAGCCGUACAGCGUGGAGGAGUCUGAACGAGCAGCCGGACACGGCAGUUAUGUGCCACACAAGAAGCGAAAAAUGGAAACGCAGCCAGAGAAAGGAGAAGACAGAAAAAUCGUCGUUGAGGAGGUUGAUGAGUUGCCACGAAAGAAAAAGCAGAAAAAGGCUCCCGCCAUGGAAACUGAGGAAAUGUGAUAAUAAAGAAAUAUUA